Aspergillus candidus is the source of this 276-nucleotide messenger RNA. RefSeq lists its product as uncharacterized. The transcript is spliced from 4 exons. NCBI's taxonomy places the organism in Eukaryota, Fungi, Ascomycota, Eurotiomycetes, Eurotiales, Aspergillaceae. The coding region runs from base 1 to 276 and encodes 91 amino acids. The record is from RefSeq and is a predicted model, not a curated record.
AUGCAGCUUACCAACACCCUCCUCACUAUCAUGGCUGCUGCCCUCGUCGUGACGGCAGCUCCGCCCCCUAAACCCGAGAACAACGAGAUCGAAGCUCGUUGGGACUGUCCAAAUGGAUGGUCUACCUGCGGUGAAUGCAACGGCACAUCAUGCCAUAUAGCAUUCUGGAACAAUGACUGUGACGUUGGAAAGUGCACGGUUCAAAGCGGCGGCGGUGAUGGAAAACUCUGCGGUGUUCGUGAUGAUGGCAAAACAGUGUGUCCUGGUCGUGGUUGA